AUGCUAAGGUUAGUGACUAGAAGCUUACCGAGAUUGACACGUUCUUCUGCUGGGGGUAUGCUGGUGCGUGGCUCCCUGCUGCAAUCGUUCUCCACCAGUGCGCGAUUCAAUAACAGUAUCACUGAAGAUGAAGCCAAGAUCGUCUUGAAGGACAAGAACAGGCCCUUGAGAGUGGACAGAGAGUUGCCUGACCCAACCCAGGAAAGAAAGAAGCGAAUACUUGGGUUCGUGGUGUUUUCCGUGGCCAUUGGGUCUGCGCUAUCGUUGAUCUUCAACUAUGAGAAAACUGAGUCCCCCAUCAUCUCUAACUCGCUGUACCAUAUAAGAAGGUCUCCAGCAACCAGAGACAUACUGGGCGAAAGCAUAGAAUUCGACGGCAUCAUUCCCUGGGUCUACGGUGAACUGAACUCUGUCAAGGGUAAAAUCAAUAUCACGUUCUAUAUCAAGGGGGACAAGAACGUUUCUGGGACCGUUAGACUGGUCGCCGAUAGGAAUACUCAUGACGAGGAGUUUUUGAUUCACGAAUGGAGCGUCACCGCCGGUGGCAAGAAGAUUGAUCUUCUAGCCGAGAACUCCAAGAGACCUAUUUAG
Messenger RNA from Saccharomyces eubayanus, 591 nucleotides. RefSeq names its product Coa1p (gene COA1). The transcript has a single exon. The coding region runs from base 1 to 591 and encodes 196 amino acids. Gene Ontology annotation, biological process: mitochondrial respiratory chain complex IV assembly. Gene Ontology annotation, cellular component: mitochondrial inner membrane. The record is from RefSeq and is a predicted model, not a curated record. Lineage: Eukaryota; Fungi; Ascomycota; Saccharomycetes; Saccharomycetales; Saccharomycetaceae.